This is a messenger RNA of Guillardia theta CCMP2712, 2529 nucleotides long. RefSeq lists its product as hypothetical. Gene Ontology annotation, molecular function: ubiquitin conjugating enzyme binding; ubiquitin protein ligase activity; zinc ion binding. The record is from RefSeq and is a predicted model, not a curated record. Gene Ontology annotation, cellular component: ubiquitin ligase complex; cytoplasm. The transcript is spliced from 3 exons. Gene Ontology annotation, biological process: protein polyubiquitination; positive regulation of proteasomal ubiquitin-dependent protein catabolic process; ubiquitin-dependent protein catabolic process. Lineage: Eukaryota; Cryptophyceae; Pyrenomonadales; Geminigeraceae. The coding region runs from base 1 to 2529 and encodes 842 amino acids.
AUGGAGGAGGAGCAGCAGGAGCAGCAGGAGCAGCAGGAGCAGGAGCACGAGCACGAGCACGAGCACGAGCACGAGCACGAGCACGAGCACGAGCACGAGCACGAGCACGAGCACGAGCACGAGCACGAGCACGAGCACGAGCACGAGCACGAGCACGAGCACGAGCACGAGCACGAGCACGAGCACGAGCACGAGCACGAGCACGAGCACGAGCACGAGCACGAGCACGAGCACGAGCACGAGCACGAGCACGAGCACGAGCACGAGCACGAGCACGAGCACAAGCACGAGCACGAGCACGAGCACGAGCACAAGCACGAGCACGAGCAGGAGCACGAGCACGAGCACAAGCACGAGCACGAGCAGGAGCAGGAGCAGGUGCAGGUGCAGGUGCAGCAGCAGGCGCAGGAGCUACCAGGCGGCGAGUCCUUCUGCGUGAUCUGCCUGGGGACAGAACGCGACAUGAGGUAUGAGGUGAGCUUGACCUGCCGUCACACGCUCCAUGCCUCUUGCUUCAAGAGGCUGCUGGAGCACGUCCUCGAUGACGAGCAAGAGUCCCUUGUGCCCCCUAAGUGCCCUCAUCCCGGAUGCAAGACAAUAGUCGGCUAUGACACCCAAGCUCUGCUCCUCAUCUACGCAGACGAUGAGCAAGCGCAGCGCCUGCUCAAGGUUUACGACAGCAAGAAGAGCAAGUACGACGCUUGGAAGAUGGGUUACCUGCCUUGCUCCACCCCUUGCUGUGAGGCCGUCUCGAGGCUGGUGUGUGUUGGCACGGCAGCGAGCCAGGCCACGGUCAACGUUAUUCCCUCCCACAUUCUCGUCGACUGCGAGCAGCGAGUGCUGAGUGAGGAGGGGCUCCGAGCUCUCGACGAACUGUACGAUGCAGCCGAUGAUCAGCACAGGAGGAUGCGGCUGCGCGACCCGCCCGUAGAGCUCAGACCGUACCCUCGCCAGCAGCCUGCAGCCCGCGACCCUCGCCCGUCCUCACUUGAAGGCAGUCUGACCCAUCAUGCCCCGGUAGACAUGAGGACGAUGGGCACCGAGGUGCAAGCGUCCGAGCAGCUAGCCAUAGGCGCUCAGGCCCAGCUGGAUCUCCGCCUACAAGCACGACGACUUCGGAGGGGUCUGCACUGGGGAGGUCGACGUCUCGACGGCCAAGAAGGCCAUCACGGCCAAGACGACGACGACGAGCUCGAUGAUUACCUGCGCUGGAGGAUGCGGAGACUCGAGGAUCUAGGCGGCCACCCGGACGACGAGCUCCAACAGGUCAUACAAUGCAUGCAACACCAGCUCAGCACCGUCACGAGGAGGGAAGAGAUGGAGAUCUCCGCUAUCUCCCGCCAGCUCCACACUGGUCCUGUCGACAAGGUCGCCGUCGAGCUGCUGGAGGCACGGCUGCGCAUCAUCCAGCAGAAGCUUCAGCUGCUCGAGAGCACGCGACAAACGCUCCAAGGCACGAUCCGCGACCCGGCACCGGAGGCGACCCCCACGCUGAGCCUUGGAGACAUUCACAAGAUGUGCGACAGAGCUUUGCAUCCCUCCUUGAAGUCGAGGAUAAGCAGGAUCGCCAGCGGCGAGGAGCGCGAGGAGGCCGGAGCAGACCCUACAAGCGACCAGGAGCAGAUCGCAAGGACCACCAAGCCCUGCCUCAACUGCGGGUAUCGCAUCCUCAAGACGGGAGGAUGCGACCACAUGACGUGCGGGAAGUGCCGGCACGAGUUCUGCUGGAGGUGCCUCAGACCAUCCAGCCACCACUCCUACAGCAGCUGUCGGGGGGAGCCAGACCUGCUGUCGUUCUCUCAGGAGCUGCAGCCUGCCAUCAAGGACGUCAUCGACAAGUACCGCGGGGCCGAGUCGCCUAUGGAGAGCAGCCUAGUCGAGUACACGCACAGGCACUUGGCACCCGGCAAGCCUAUAGACGAGAAUAAGAAGAGGGCGGACUCGCAGCGGCUGUCCGAGAUGCUGGAACACAGGCUUUCUAUGCCCAGACGCCUCGUCUACCGCGAGGUCAGACGCACAGCGGAGAUGAGAAGACUGCAGGACAUGCAGCUGGAGGUUGAGCAAGAGAGGAUCGCCUGCUCGUUUGUGCUCCGUCAAGUCCGUGACAGCGGUCGCAGCCCCAUCAGCAAGGAUGCAGCCCUCCGAGUCUGCUUGGACCCCUACAGGCAGUACCUCAAGUACCGGGCCGCCAAGCGCAGCCUCUUGGACGCGCAGGAGGAGCUGAGGAGGACAGUUACCCGCCAAGCCCCGCUUGACUUCGUCGAGGGUCAGCGCCACGUGGUCGACUGCCAGUGCCACGUCAUCGACGUGGAUCUUGCUCGCCUGGAGUUGCAGAAGCAAGCUUGCGCCCUCAUGGGCAUCGACGUGCCUCCCUGGCUCCUGUCAUGCUCCGAGCGGCUAUCAGAUGCCAAGGAGCAGCAGCCCCAAGACAUCAGUGAGGCUAUCUGCACCAGGACCUUUCUGGACGCUCAUCGAGACUUCAUGCUAUCGAGGAUGAGCCAAAGAGUACAGCCGACAGGCACAGAGUGA